This is a messenger RNA of Oryza sativa Japonica Group (Japanese rice), 1544 nucleotides long. RefSeq lists its product as uncharacterized. Lineage: Eukaryota; Viridiplantae; Streptophyta; Magnoliopsida; Poales; Poaceae. The record is from RefSeq and is a predicted model, not a curated record.
CAUUCGAUCGAUCCAAAACUGGAAGAUAGCUAAUUAAUUAGCUAGCUAAAGCUUCUCGCGAAAGAAAAUUAACUAUAGCUAGCUUUGGAGAGACGACGACGACGAAGAAGACGUAACCUCGGUACCGUGCCGCGAGCCGAAAGGCACCGGCGCCCCGGACACGUCGCCGCGCGAAAUCUAUCCUUUCCCCAAUUCUUGAUGAUAAAUUUAUCUGUGAUCCUCAAGAAAAGCUUGGAAUCAUCUUAAACCUGACCGAAAUUUAUAUGUGAUCCUCAAGAAAAAGCUUGGAAUAAUCUUAAACCUGACCUCGCACCACAAGCCAGGGUGCGUCGUGAUCGCAAAUAUUUAUGCGUGCCCUGCCUCGAUCGAUCGAUCACCGGCAGCAGCUGAGCAGCAUCGAGCAUCGCUUGUUCAUCUCAUCUCAAGAUCUGUCUCAGAUUAAUUACCCAGAGCUAGCUGCAUCUCACCGGGUAGGAGAUUUCGAUUGGAAUUGCAAGGAAAGGUAGCUAGCUAGCACUUGCUAAGCUAGGCGCCAUGGCGGAGCAGCAGCAGCAGCAGCGCGACGGCGACUUCGAGCCGGUCUACGAGUGGCUCGACGCCGGCGCCCACUAUCUCCUCCGCGUCAACGUCCCAGAGUUCAAGAAGGAGGAGUUACAGGUGCACGUGGACCCCGCCGGCCGGCUGACCGUCCGCGGCCAGCACGGCGGCCUCCGGCUGAACAAGGUGUUCCAGCUGCCGCCGACGUGCAACCUCGACGCGAUCACCGGCAGGCUGGAGGCCAGCGUGCUCGUCCUCACCGUGCCCAAGAAGCCGGCGACAACCGCCGCCGCCGCCGCCCUGCCGCCCAAGGCCAAUCAGGAGGAGGAGAAGGAGACCAAGAAGGCUGACGAACACGACGUCGCCGGCAAGCCGCCGCCGCCGCCGCCGAAGACUGACAGUGAUCAGUCCGAGCGGAGGACCCAGCUGUCGGCUAGAGAGAAGAAAGAGGAGCCGCCCAAGGCUACAGCCCCCGCGGCGGCGCCGCCGCAGCCGGCGGCGCGAGAGCGUCAUGAUGAGGAGGAGAAGGCCAGGGCCGAACACAAGGCGAGGCUGUCCCGGGAGGCGGACAGGAGGAUCGAGGCGGCGAGGGCGAGGCUGGCGGCGCAGCAGGCCGCCUCGAGGCCCGCGCCGGCGCCGGCGCCGGAGCCGGAGAAGACGGCCGCGUGGUGGAAGGAGCGCGCGGCGGAGGAAGGGAUGAAGCUGGCGGAGGCCAUCGGGAAGAACAAGGAGGUGGUCGCCACGGCCGUCGCCGCGUUCGCACUCGGCGUCUUCGUCUCCACCAAACUAUUCUCCCGGAACAACUAAUUAAUUAAUCAAUUCACCCAGUAUCAUUCUCACGUGUGUAUCGAUCGAAAUGCAUGUAUACUUGUACUACAUAAUAUGCAUGAGUUAAAAUUUCCACUUAUCUUUCUUUUGUACUAUUGAGCUUACAAACAAGCAUCGAUACAAAUGUCCGAAACACUUUAGGGGAUAAUAUAAAUGGUAUUACAAAUUUUAGAGGAUUA